AUGUUGACUACAGAUCUCCGACCUACCGACUGGGCUAUGAAAUUGAGGCGAUUCACACCCCAUUCAUUCAUUCAGCGUUCUGCACUUCCUUGCCUAUGGACGAUUAAUUUGGCACCCCACCUCACUUCGAAGGUCGGCACUACCUCUGUGCUCGUGCAACUUGAACCCUCUCUGAAGUCGAUGCAGCAGACGCGGUCCCAUUCCGCCGGCCUAAAGGCAUUCCUCACAGGCAAAAUGCAGCCGCAGAAAGUUGACGGUCAGUGGCGAGUCAGUAGUCGUGUCAGCUCUCUUCUCUCUCCUCGUGGACUGAAUGCCAGAGUAAGGACAUGUUGCGUUCGAAUAAUAUCCCUAGUGAUAGUUUCUCCAGCCAACCUUAGUCGCAGUUCAUGGGCAUGGCUGGUUCUGUUGAGCGCCUUCUUUUGCACCGCCGUCAUCGAUGGUCUUAUUCUCUCCUUCGGAUUGCAUGUUCUUGAGAUGAUGGAGGCUGAUACAUUCACCCUAGGGGACACCAACACCACCAACAUUUCGUUUUCUCUCUACCUUCUUCCUGGUGCGCUCCUCACUGGAAUGCAUUUGUACGCCAGUAAGUCCUCUCAAGUGACAUUUGGAUAA
This is a messenger RNA of Hydatigera taeniaeformis, 612 nucleotides long. The record is from the annotation of a GenBank genome assembly. NCBI's taxonomy places the organism in Eukaryota, Metazoa, Platyhelminthes, Cestoda, Cyclophyllidea, Taeniidae.